AUGGCGAUCAACAAGUUCGCGGUCGGAGCCGUCUCCAUGAUCAUCAUCGACACGCUCUACAACGCCAUCGCCAUGAUCCUCCCCAUGUGGAGCGCCAACAAGACGGCCGGACUGCUGGGCUUCUGCAUCGACAGCGAGCUCACGAACGCCAACGCCAGCGCCAGUAUCGCCGUCGCCACCACCACCACCACCACCAGCACUACGACGCUCGACCACUGCUUCUACUACAAGUUCGGCUCGUCGUACGACGCAUUGUCGGUGCUCAACAGCGAGGUCUGGACCAAGUACUCGUCCGACGGCGUGUGCAAGGCGUACAACGACGCGGGCGACGUGAGCGACGCCGAGCAGUUGGCGUACGCGACGGUGUUGGCCACUGCCGCCGGCAUGGACACCGAGCAGUUCGACAAGUUCCUGGGCAAGUCGUGCGGUCUGCUGGGCACGGCCACGAUGACGUUCGGCGGCAUGAGCAUGUCGAACGGCGUGAUGGCCAUCAUCGCGAUCCUGGGCGCCGUCACGUGCCGCAAGGGCGACAAGAAGUGGGUGGGCGGCGGCUUCUUCCUGGCGAGUGUAGCGUGCUUCACGGCCAUGCUGACGUUCGUGCUUUGGGUGGUGCAGUCGAAGCCGCUGGGCGAGGAGGACGACGCGUCGUUCAAGGCCUCGUUCUUCCUGAUGAUCAUCGCGAUGCUGCAUUACCCGCUGGCCAUGCAGCAGAAGGAGGCUGAGGCGUUCAAGGAGUCGGAGGAGGACCACACGACGUACUUGGGAGCGGAGACCCCUGUUAGCGGGACCCCAGCAAGUCUAGUUUAA
Molecule: messenger RNA, 807 nt
Organism: Phytophthora sojae
Lineage: Eukaryota; Oomycota; Peronosporomycetes; Peronosporales; Peronosporaceae
Exons: 3
Coding region: 1-807 (268 amino acids)
Source: RefSeq, a predicted model, not a curated record